UAAAUUAACGGUGUUUUCAGAAACUGCUGGUGGUCGGCGGUUUGAACGGUGCUGGUCUGGUGACUGGUCUUAAUGGUGGCUUGGUCACUGGUCUUAAUGGUGGCUUGGUCACUGGUCUUAAUGGUGGCUUGGUCACUGGCCUUAAUCCUGGCUUGCUGGGCCAGGGGCUGGUGGUUGGAGGGCUGAACCCAGCGCUGAUCCCUGCUGGUGGCGCUGUAAUCGGACAGACCCCAUUCGCUCAGAUGCUGCCUGGUAUGUCUCCAUUCAUGAUCCAGAAUCCAAUGGCUGCUCCAUUUGGGGCACCCAACCCUCAGGUGCCAAUGCCUCCACAGCCUGCAAUGGGCUUCCCACCCAUGGGACUGCCAUACCUUGCGCCCCAAAACCCUGCCCUGCGCCAGAUGCUGCCUCCUCAGCAGCAAGCAGCGGGCGGGAUGAACCCAAUGGGAAACGGACAGCAGCCACAGGGAGACAUGCCUGCUGGCCCAGUGCCACGAUUCAGGCGAACACUGCUCAGGAGAAUGCAGGCCAAAUCAACUAACACCAACCCUGAGGUCACACCAACCCCAACUGUAUCGAGCACCCUGAUGAACUGAUGAGCUUUUUUUCCAGAGAAGCUGGAGGUGUUUCAGGAAAUUCACACUGUUCUCAUUUUCAUCAAUGUGAAAUCAUGAAAAUCAGGGAAGAAAAUAAUGUGACAAACACUGUGUUCCUUUUCUUGACUAGUUAGAAAAAUCGUUAUUGUACUUUAAUGAUUAGACUUUCAAAUAAAUCUUUGUGCAUCAAAAAAA
Molecule: messenger RNA, 788 nt
Organism: Astyanax mexicanus (Mexican tetra)
Lineage: Eukaryota; Metazoa; Chordata; Actinopteri; Characiformes; Acestrorhamphidae
Gene: scpp9
Product: secretory calcium-binding phosphoprotein 9
Exons: 7
Coding region: 243-593 (116 amino acids)
Source: RefSeq, a predicted model, not a curated record